AUGUAUCCCUUCAACUUCCACAUCAAAAGAACAAGCUUAUUUUCAAAAUCUGGAGAACUGAUAGGCAUAAAAAGAUAUUCAUUGCAAGAUAGUUCAAUUAGAGGGUUGAAGCUUCCAGAGGAGUUCAUCAUGGAAGAUGUCAGGCUACGUUCGUUCAUUCAGUGGCAAAGAAUACACGCCUGGCUGGGAUACGUUUUAUUCUUUUUUCUCUGUAAUUUAACAUUAACAAUAGUCUACUAUCCGCACGGCAAUGGUUUACUAUCCGGUGCCCUGGCUGUCGGUGAACCUCUGUGCAAGGAGGGAGAAUGA
This is a messenger RNA of Helobdella robusta, 309 nucleotides long. RefSeq lists its product as hypothetical. The transcript is spliced from 3 exons. The record is from RefSeq and is a predicted model, not a curated record. NCBI's taxonomy places the organism in Eukaryota, Metazoa, Annelida, Clitellata, Rhynchobdellida, Glossiphoniidae. The coding region runs from base 1 to 309 and encodes 102 amino acids.